GGUCUUAAUUUUCCCAUAUUCGUUACUCACAGAAAUUUAACAUCUGGUGACAUAACAUUGCAAGAUUAUAAAUAAUGUUUUAAAAGAUUUGGAUAUAAGAAAUGCAAGAUGUUCUUUUAUGAUAUACUACGUUUUGGGUUUCCGUUACUGUCAAUAGCAGCAUGUCAAUGUAAUUUUCCAUCACAGCUUAUAGGAGUAUGGAAAGGGGCUGACCGAGGGGACAUGACAUUUGUAAAUUCUACAUACUUACAAUUUUAUAAAGUGACCAUUCCUGCUGUCAGUGCUUUCCACUUUUACUGCGAAGAGCAAAACAGUGCAGGGACUUUAUACUACUUGAGAGCAGAACAAGUGAAUAACAUUUUUGGCUUGAUAAUAAAGUUCUAUAUGUGUUUAGAAAUACACGUUGUUGAUAGUGAUAUUGCUUACUAUUACCAGUUAACAGAACAUGAUCCAUAUUUGCAAGAUAACAUGGUUGGAGAUGGUACAAACUCAGCUACCUUUGACAACGUGUGUAGCAGGACAUUGGUUAGUCGUAACUUCAUCACAUUAGUUCGAGAUGGUUCAAUAGCUGAUGGCAGUCUUAUUAAAACCUGUCCAGAAGACCUGCUAGCUAAGUUCGGUAAUGUUUCAAUUCAGCAAUAUGGCAACGACAACACAUCGACAUGCUCAGAUACUGUAUUUGAUGCCUAUACAGAUAACACUUUAAUAAACAUAACAUAUGCUGACACGUGUCCAAAUGCAACAACCCAAACUUUGUCAGAUCUAGGAGUAUAUCGUUGUAUACAUGAGAUUAAAGACGGACCAGAUACCUACCUGUCUAUAUGGAACGACGAUCCUGGUGUGGCAAAUCCAUUUAGCUGUCUGGCUUUUAUAAGAACUAAUGAUAUAAUUUACGGUACAGAAACUCCAAAAUUCUGUGGUAAUACUACAACAUCGACUGAAACUGAGAAAGGUGGUGUUAAACUUGUUAUAUGGGAUGUGAUAAAAAAAUCAACAGAUAUCACACACAGUCCUCCCGUAGAGACAACAGAGUUUCCUGUGAGUCUGUCUGUAGUGACAACAGAGGCCUCAACCACACUCCCUGUAGAACCAAAAGAUUGUCAACCUAGUCGUAUUGGUCUUUAUGCACAUAUAAUAUCAGCAACUGUUCUGAUGCUUAUUUUAGUCGUGGUAUUUGGAAUAUGUUGCUGUCGAAAAUAUGGUUUUGCAAACAAGAAUAAAAAUCCUUCUUAACAAGAAAUUGAUUCAUUCACCAAUCGUUAACGUAAAGGACAGAGUAAAAUGGAAUAAUAAAAGCACAUUGAUUUUAUGAUACAAAUUUUAUAAACAAGUGAUAUGUUAUUUUAAACCUCAGAAGCUGUUUCAUAUUUUCCUCUUUUUUUUCAU
Messenger RNA from Mytilus trossulus (common blue mussel), 1386 nucleotides. RefSeq lists its product as uncharacterized. Bases 109 to 1233 code for a protein of 374 amino acids. NCBI's taxonomy places the organism in Eukaryota, Metazoa, Mollusca, Bivalvia, Mytilida, Mytilidae. The transcript has 8 exons. The record is from RefSeq and is a predicted model, not a curated record.